AGGCGGGGGCCGGAGCUCGAGGGGCGCGCGCCGCGUUAACCCUUCCGCGGCCGGGCCGAGCAGCAGGCGCAGCCCCAGCCGCUGGCGCCGGAGCGGCUGUCGGCGCAGCGGGCGGGAGCCGGGAGCUCGGCGCUCGGGCAGGCGGAGCGCAGCGCGGAGACGCGGCGGAGGGGGGCCCGCGGCUCGGCUGGGGCCGGCAGACAGGUGUGCGGGCGGCCGGGCGGCCCGAGCUCAGGCAGCUCCAGGCCGGGCCCACGGUCCGGAGCCGGCGCCGAGCGGAGACCCCGCGCCCGCACCCCAGUCCGGGCCCCGCCCGUGCUCUGCCUGGCCGCGGGGUGCGGGGACCACGGCCGGGCCGGGCCACCGGAAGCCUGUGUUGGGCCGGGCCGGGCCGGGGUGGGUGGGGGUCCGCCCGGCCCGCCCAUGGGCUCAGGAUGCCGGUGCGGAGGGGCCACGUCGCGCCGCAGAACACCUUCCUGGACACCAUCAUCCGCAAGUUUGAGGGCCAGAGCCGCAAGUUCAUCAUCGCCAACGCUCGGGUGGAGAACUGCGCUGUCAUCUACUGCAACGACGGCUUCUGCGAGCUGUGCGGCUACUCGCGGGCCGAGGUGAUGCAGCGACCGUGCACCUGCGACUUCCUGCACGGGCCGCGCACGCAGCGCCGUGCCGCCGCGCAGAUCGCGCAGGCCCUGCUGGGCGCGGAGGAGCGCAAAGUGGAGAUCGCCUUCUACCGGAAAGAUGGGAGCUGCUUCCCGUGCCUGGUGGAUGUGGUGCCCGUGAAGAACGAAGAUGGGGCUGUCAUCAUGUUCAUCCUUAACUUUGAGGUGGUGAUGGAGAAGGACAUGGUGGGAUCCCCAAACCGUGACACCAAUCACCGUGCCCCUCCCACCAGCUGGCUGGCCCCCGGCCGCGCCAAGACCUUCCGCUUGAAGCUGCCCGCGCUGCUGGCCUUGACCGCCCGGGAUUCGUCGGUGCGGCCGGGUAGCGCAGGCGGCGCCGGUGCCCCGGGGGCCGUGGUGGUGGACAUGGACCUGACGCCCGCGGCGCCCAGCAGCGAGUCGCUGGCCCUGGACGAGGUGACGGCCAUGGACAACCACGUGGCGGGGCUCGGGCCGGUGGAGGAGCGGCGCGCUCUGGUGGGCCCGGGCUCGCCGCCCGCCUGCGCGCCCGGCCCGCACCCGUCGCCCCGGGCGCACAGCCUCAACCCUGACGCCUCGGGCUCCAGCUGCAGCCUGGCCCGGACGCGCUCCCGAGAGAGCUGCGCCAGCGUGCGCCGCGCCUCCUCGGCCGACGACAUCGAGGCCAUGCGCGCUGGGGCGCUGCCCCCGCCGCCGCGCCACGCCAGCACCGGGGCCAUGCACCCCCUGCGCAGCGGCCUGCUUAACUCCACAUCAGAUUCGGACCUCGUGCGCUACCGCACCAUUAGCAAGAUUCCCCAAAUCACCCUCAACUUUGUGGACCUCAAGGGCGACCCCUUCCUGGCUUCGCCCACCAGCGACCGGGAGAUCAUAGCCCCCAAGAUAAAGGAGCGGACCCAUAAUGUCACUGAGAAGGUCACCCAGGUCCUGUCCCUGGGGGCCGAUGUGCUGCCGGAGUAUAAGCUGCAGGCACCGCGCAUUCACCGCUGGACCAUCCUGCACUACAGCCCCUUCAAGGCCGUGUGGGACUGGCUCAUCCUGCUGCUGGUCAUCUACACGGCGGUCUUCACGCCCUACUCGGCCGCCUUCCUGCUGAAGGAGACGGAAGAGGGUCGCCCGGCCCCCGACUGUGGCUAUGCCUGCCAGCCGCUGGCUGUGGUGGACCUCAUCGUGGACAUCAUGUUCAUCGUGGACAUCCUUAUCAACUUCCGCACCACCUACGUCAACGCCAACGAGGAGGUGGUCAGCCACCCCGGCCGCAUCGCCGUGCACUACUUCAAGGGCUGGUUCCUCAUUGACAUGGUGGCCGCCAUCCCCUUUGACUUGCUUAUCUUCGGCUCUGGCUCUGAAGAGCUGAUCGGGCUGCUGAAGACGGCACGGCUGCUGCGGCUGGUGCGCGUGGCACGGAAGCUGGACCGCUACUCCGAGUACGGGGCGGCCGUGCUUUUCCUGCUCAUGUGCACCUUUGCGCUCAUCGCGCACUGGCUGGCCUGCAUCUGGUACGCCAUCGGCAACAUGGAGCAGCCGCACAUGGACUCCCGCAUCGGCUGGCUCCACAACCUGGGCGAUCAGAUCGGCAAGCCCUACAACAGCAGCGGCCUGGGCGGCCCCUCCAUCAAGGACAAGUACGUCACCGCCCUCUACUUCACCUUCAGCAGCCUCACCAGCGUGGGCUUCGGCAACGUCUCGCCCAACACAAACUCGGAGAAGAUCUUCUCCAUCUGCGUCAUGCUGAUCGGCUCCCUCAUGUACGCCAGCAUCUUCGGCAACGUGUCGGCCAUCAUCCAGCGGCUGUACUCGGGCACGGCCCGCUACCACACGCAGAUGCUCCGGGUGCGUGAGUUCAUCCGCUUCCACCAGAUCCCCAACCCGCUGCGCCAGCGCCUCGAGGAGUAUUUCCAGCACGCCUGGUCCUACACCAAUGGCAUCGACAUGAAUGCGGUGCUGAAGGGCUUCCCUGAGUGCCUGCAGGCCGACAUCUGCCUGCACCUGAAUCGCUCGCUACUGCAGCACUGCAAGCCCUUCCGAGGGGCCACCAAGGGCUGCCUGCGGGCCCUGGCCAUGAAGUUCAAGACGACGCACGCGCCGCCAGGGGACACGCUGGUGCACGCUGGGGACCUGCUCACCGCCCUCUACUUCAUCUCCCGGGGCUCCAUCGAGAUCCUGCGGGGCGACAUUGUCGUGGCCAUCCUGGGGAAGAAUGACAUCUUCGGAGAGCCUCUGAACCUGUAUGCGCGCCCUGGGAAGUCCAACGGGGACGUGCGGGCCCUCACCUACUGUGACCUGCACAAGAUCCACCGGGAUGACCUGCUGGAGGUGCUGGACAUGUACCCCGAGUUCUCUGACCACUUCUGGUCCAGCCUGGAGAUCACCUUCAACCUGCGGGAUACCAACAUGAUCCCCGGCUCUCCCGGCAGCGCGGAGCUGGAGGGCGGCUUCCACCGGCAACGCAAACGCAAGCUGUCCUUCCGCAGGCGCACUGACAGGGACCCGGAACAGCCAGGGGAGGUGUCGGCCUUGGGGCCGAGCCGGGCGGGGGCAGGGCUGAGUGGCCGGGGCCGGCAGGGGGGGCCGUGGGGGGAGAGCCUGUCCAGCGGCCCCUCCAGCCCUGAGAGCAGUGAGGAUGAGGGCCCAGGCCGCAGCUCCAGCCCCCUCCGCCUGGUGCCCUUCUCCAGCCCCAGGCCCCCCGGAGAGCCGCCGGGUGGGGACCCCCUGACUGAGGAUGGAGAGAAGAGCAGCGACACUUGUAACCCACUGUCAGGCGCCUUCUCAGGAGUGUCCAACAUCUUCAGCUUCUGGGGGGACAGCCGGGGCCGCCAGUACCAGGAGCUGCCUCGCUGCCCCGCCCCCGCCCCCAGCCUCCUCAACAUCCCUCUUUCCAGCCCUGGCUGCCGGCCCCGGGGCGAUGUGGAGAGCAGGCUGGAUGCCCUCCAGAGGCAGCUCAACAGGCUGGAGACCCGGCUGAGUGCAGACAUGGCCACUGUCCUGCAGCUGCUGCGGAGGCAGGUGACGCUGGUCCCGCCUGCCUACAGCGCUGUGACCACCCCGGGGCCCGGCCCCACCUCCACCUCCCCUCUGCUGCCCGUCAGCCCCCUCCCCACCCUCGCCCUGGACUCGCUUUCUCAGGUAAGUUCCAAGCACCCCAGCCCUGCCUCUUCUGCACCGAUUCCACCCCAGACCGGCUUUGCUGCCCUUUCUGCUUGGCCUUGGGCCCCAGCCGCCUCCCACCCUGUUCCUGCCCUCCUCCCAGGCUGUACUCCUGGAGGAGGGCUGCCAUAGGAGCUGCGAGCACAGAGCACAGCAGGAGAGCCCCCAACUAAGCCCCCAGACAGCUGGGCCAAGGAAGCCAGCAGGCCGAGUGGCAUUCGCUCCCCUAGUGUCACCUGAAUGGCCGUAUCUACUCAGGGUGCCUGUGUCAUGGCUGUGGGUGGAGGGACUGUUGAGCCAGGGGCCUGGUGGUGGGUGCUGGGUGCCAGCGUGCCCUUGGGAUAGGGUCCCAAGCCCCUGCUGCGACUGAUACCCCCUGGGUCAGGUUCUGCUGCCAACCCUUGACUCUCAUGCUCAGUGCUUUGCGGGGUUGUCCUGAAGGCUCUGGCUAAGCCCCAGGGUAGCACUUCUGGCCCGCAUCUCUCCCCUCCUGCCAGAGAUGGGCCUCUGUUGCCCUUUGUCCUCUCCUAAGUGGACACGUGUGUUCCUGGCCUCCUGACGGGACAGCUGUGUCUGGGUCUCAAGAAUGGGGCUCCUCUGGCGACAAGAGGUGGCCUGGGAUCUGCUCCCCCCUCCCUCUGGCAUCUGCUCCCCCCUCCCAUCUGCCGCCUGCUCCUGUUUGCAGACACCAGGGCCCACGUCAGCCAAUGUGCCAGUCUCCCUUCACAGCCUCCUCCGCAGAGAUCUCACAGCAGACUCGUCAGCACCCACAAAGCCCCUCCUGCCUGCCCUGGUACUCUGCCUGGCCUUCCGAGGCCUGGCCGCCCGCCUGCCUCUGUUUCUAGGUCCCUGAGUUCUAGAUUGGAGGAAAGAACCCUGUCUCUCUCUCUGUACAGCUUCUGUGCCAGCUCAGGGCCCCUUAUUCUGGAUUGGGUUUGAAUCCAGCGGCCAUGUUCCCUGGGGAGGGGAGCGGCUGUGGCCUCAGGCUCUCCCCGAGUCAGGCAGAAGCUCCCGAGGCCCCCAGAUGCCCGGUCUGGCUCUUGCCCACCCAGAGCGCGUUUCUCCCAGAGCCGGUGGGAGUCGUGCUCUGUCUGCCUUGGCGCUUCCCCUGUGCCCUGCAGGCCUCUUCUGUCUGUCACCAGGGUCUCCUGACCCUCUCUAUCCUCUGCCCCUCCCCUGCCCCUUGGCUUCUAGCUUCUCACACUCUGGUUUCUUUGCAGGUUUCCCAGUUCAUGGCGUGCGAGGAGCUACCCCAAGACGGCCCUGCUCGACGCCUCUCCCUGCCGGGCCAGCUGGGGGCCCUCACCUCCCAGCCCCUGCACAGACACGGCUCAGA
Messenger RNA from Delphinapterus leucas (beluga whale), 5121 nucleotides. NCBI's taxonomy places the organism in Eukaryota, Metazoa, Chordata, Mammalia, Artiodactyla, Monodontidae. The record is from RefSeq and is a predicted model, not a curated record.